Molecule: messenger RNA, 2742 nt
Organism: Ambispora leptoticha
Lineage: Eukaryota; Fungi; Glomeromycota; Glomeromycetes; Archaeosporales; Ambisporaceae
Source: the annotation of a GenBank genome assembly
AUGCCAGAACCAAUUAAAUCCUCACCACAAUAUACAAAUUCGCAGUUCAUUUAUAAUGAGCAACCAAAGAAACAGGAAACCGGGCUCAGACCAACGCUCGAUUCACGGUUUUCCGUUCCCCCCGCCCCGGAAUUCGCUCAAGAUAUUGAAGAAACACGACAGCAGCGGCUAGUGUUAAAUAGAUUCAACCUGUACGAGACAAAGACAAAUUAUUAUAUGAUUGGCUCAAACCAAAGUGACAAUCGGUUUCGCGUACUGAAAAUUGAUCGAACUUCAUUAACAGAACUCAAUGUCAUUGACCACGAAGCGAUUUAUUCGAAACAAGAGAUCAAUGAUAUUUUAUCAGUGCUUAAGGAGGGAAAUAAGUAUGCCGGAGGUUUGAAACGCGUGUUAACUGCUGAUGGAAUUGUUGGUUUUAUCAGAUUUACCGAGGGAUAUUAUAUAUCAUUGGUGACGAAAAGUAGCCCGGUCGCUUUGAUUGGUGGACAUUAUAUUUAUCAGAUUGACGAGACAGAGUUGUUGAGCAUUAGUCCACAAAAUAAACCAGAAAAGAAUUCUGAUGAGCAAAGAUACAUCAAUACAUUCAAGAAUGUCGAUUUGACAAAAAACUUUUACUUUAGUUAUACAUAUGACAUCACACAUACUCUACAACAUAACAUGAUCAGAACCCCGAACCGUUCCACUUUCUCGUAUAAUGAAAUGUUUGUCUGGAAUCAUUAUCUGCUCGAUACCGGGUUCAGAUCAUUGAAAAAUAAUUCUGAUUGGAUAUUACCGAUUAUUCAUGGGUUCGUGGAUCAGUCAAAAAUAUCGAUUUUUGGUCGUAAUAUAUUUGUGACAUUGAUAGCACGUCGAUCAAGAUACUUUGCCGGUGCAAGAUUCUUGAAGAGAGGUGUAAAUGACCAAGGCUAUGUAGCAAACGAUGUGGAAACAGAACAAAUAGUUUCGGACAUGAGCACAACUUCGUUUCAUUUUUCUGGCACUCAAUUGUUUGAUAAUCCACACUACACGUCAUAUGUACAGCAUCGAGGAUCAAUACCGUUGUUUUGGUCGCAGGAUGCUACUAAUAUGGUGCCGAAGCCGCCUAUUCAUAUGAACUUUAACGAUCCAUUUUUUGUUGCGGCUGCUCUACAUUUUGAUAAUAUGUUUAAAAGAUAUGGCGCACCAAUAAUUGUAUUGAAUCUAAUAAAAAAGACAAAAGAGAAAAACAAACGCGAGGCCAUAUUAGGCGAAGAGUUUGUACAAUGUGUGGAUUAUUUGGCCCAAUUUCUUCCCGAAAAGUCUAUUGUUUAUAAAGCGUGGGAUAUGUCAAAAGCAAAAAAAAGUGCUGAAGAUGUACUGGGACAUUUGGAAAAUUUUGCUGAAGAAUUUAUAGCAGAUACUGGAUUUUUUCAUAGUGGACCAGAACCUUACAUAAAUGUUUUAAGAAGAGAGGAAAGUGAAAAGAAACCACAAAUUCGACGAAAAAAACUUCGUCAGAAUGGAGUCGUACGUACAAAUUGUAUCGAUUGUUUGGAUAGAACAAAUGCAGCGCAAAUGAUGAUUGGAAAAGUAGCAUUAGGACAUCAGUUGUAUGCUUUGGGAGUCAUUAAGCAUCCCUUCGUUCCGGUCGACUCUGAUGUGGUUGAUAUACUUAAUCUUAUGUAUCAUCAUCAUGGUGAUGCGAUUGCAUUCCAAUAUAGUGGGUCGAACUUGGUAAAUACUUUGGCCGCAUAUCGUCAUAUUAACCAUUGGCAAAGUCAUUCACGAGAUAUAGUUGAGAAUUUGAGACGAUAUUAUAGUAAUACGUUUACUGACAAUGAAAAGCAAGAAGCUAUCAAUUUAUUUUUGGGUAAUUUUAUUCCGCAAAAAGAUCGCACGGCUCUUUGGGCAUUACAGAAUGAUUAUUAUUUGCACAAUGAUGAUCCGAGAGUCAGACGAUCGAAAAGGAGUUAUAUUAAUUGGUGGACCAAAGAUGCAUUGAUUCCACGUGAGGACAAUGUAUUCGAUGAGACGCGAUACCAACUUGUACCCAGACUAGCACGUCAAUAUGAUGAUGAAGGAGACGCAUAUGGUGGAUACUGGAUUGAAUAUUAUAAACCGAGAUUAUUCACCGGUUUUGAUGAUUUAUUUGCUCUUAAAAUGGAAAGUACGACCAAAUUUUUACCACCAAAAGCAAACACUGAAACGUAUGAUUUUAGCCCAUUUACAGUAAGAUCAACACAAGCGGCCAGGAUCUUGAAAACGAAACAACCUGACGAAAAGGAUAAUGAGAGAGAGAAACAGAAAAAGGAUAAAAAAGUUGUAUCAAUGAUGGAUGGAUUGGUGGCCAAAAGCUUGGAUCCAUCGGUUUCUUCUAGUGAGGCUAAGGAAUAUAAAAGAUAUAUCAAUCAAUUUCGUAAUGUAACCCUCGCCUCAACACCAACUGGAGACGAUGACCCAUCACUUACAAUUCACACCGAAUACCAUCAUUACGCAAAUUAUACACGAUUAGCUGAAAGUGUCGAUCAGACAACCGAUCUACGUGUUAGUUCUGUCGACGAGCAACUCUAUGAGACCUACACUGAAAUGCCUAAGAAAGCAAUGAUGUUACAAGGGGUUGGUGCUCCGGGUGGUCAUCACUACUAUAGUGAUACUGCAAAGAAUCGAUAUCAAGCAUAUGAGAUUUGGUUGAAGACUGAAAUGAAAAUGUGCGUAAGACGAAAUUUGUACAGAAAAUUUAAGUCACGUCAUUUAGUUCAUAUAGCACAUUCGCAAGAGAAAUGA